AGUCUGUCUCUCUGUUAGUUUGCUGCAGUGUCUGUGACUGUGUGAGGAGAAGCAGAAGACGUAAUAAUUUUGUUGUAAGUAUCUAUGUUGAAGUAGACCGAAAAUAAAUUCAUUGAAAAGCCGGUGGUCUUCUAAGUAGCUCCAGAAAGAAAAAGCACUACUUUUUCUCGAAGCAAAGGAAAAGCACUCCUGUCUAAUGCGAAGUAAUACAAUUUCAUAUUCAAUUAGAAAUAGAUGAAAGACAAACACGACUUCUGAUCGUAAGUCGACCACACUAUCAAAUUGCUAGUACUUCUACUGGAAACAAGCUUUUCUGAUUCUGAAUUGGUAUCUCUCAACAAGAAACUCGUAAUAUAGCAAUAGCACUGCUUUAAUUAUUUCUUCUUUGGUGCCACUAGUAGCUCAGACUUUUUCCAACUUUUUCGUUUUUCACACGUUCUGCCUUGCCAUUGGGGCAAUAUUAGUAUUACGACAGGAAAAGAUUUUACAACUUCACUGAAAAUAAUAUAUACCUGCUAACACCAUCCACAAACCAAUUUGGUUCAAAAAGAUUCCUCAUCAUCUUCAUCUAUCCUACCAAAAAUCCGUCUACAUGUCAGCCAUUAGCCACACUACCGAAGAAGAGGAAAACUUUUCCCCUGGGUCUACUCCCGAAAUCUCAAGAUUUUUUUAUGACCUGCUCAAACGUUACAAUCUCAAGCGUUGCAAUAGAAUCUGGGAUUUGUCUUGCAUGAUGAGCAUGACACACUCGCAGAGCGUUCCACUAUCUGCGAUACAAAUUUCGCCAGAUUAUAGUGCGGUUUGGAGCUCCGAAACUUGUCAUGCGCAAUCCUGUGGGAAGAGACUAGAUCAUGCACUCUUGCAUCACAGAUUUCUCUAUUCUAUUGUAACGUUGGAGAUUGUAACACCUCACGAGCGGGUUAUAUUUUUAGCAACCAACUCUCCGACGACUCCCCGCCAGCGGACAUCCGAAAGGUCUCUGUGUCCUGUCCAAAGGUGUUUGUGUCCCCAGCGAGCGGCGCGAACCGGGGGGGCGAAACCGAAAUGGCCUCGUCGACGACUUUAUCAAAUGCAAAAAUGUCUGGGUCUGAAAGGAUGCGAACUUGUGAUGCGUAUUUCGGAUCCUACAAAGACCUGUGAUGCAUGACGUGCAAAAGGUGCCCACUUCUGGCCAUGCUGAGAGGGCAUUUCUCAUGCAGAAUACGCAUCACCAAGGAGCUCCAGAACCUGUGAUGCUAGGCCCUGCAUUCCAGACGUGGGGGAGCUUGGAAAAACUGCAUGACAUAUCUCGGAAUCUCCCAGACCCCGACACUUUUGCAGUUCAUAGUCCUCCCAGAGCGACCAAGUUGUGUCCUCCUGCUCCGGCGCAGCUGCGGAGCAAGUUGCGGGGGAACCGGAAUCUUCGGAUCCAUUCCCGCAGUAAGUUCUAGAGGGGGUUCAUCAUAUUGAAAGUGUCGCUUGGUUCUGCUACAAAGAACUUAAGUAUGUUCCGCGCACCAGGGUCGACUUCAAGGUUUGUUUUUGUACUGACAUGAUCUUUGCAUCAUGCGAGACUACAUCUGUCAAUAAUUUUUUGCAUGACAAAAAACCAUCUUAGGUCCGCAGCGGUCGGGGUUUCGGGGAUUUUGCAACCCACGACGAGGUCGGUCGACGUGACCCCACGGUCAGCAGGUGGGCUGAACAAUUCUCCGCAGAAAGAAAACAAGACCUGGCUCGGGCAGGCUUUCGAAACGGCGAUUAGCACGGUAUAGUGCUGCAUAGCAAUCUGGCAACAUCGGUAGUAUGACAUCAAAACGCCUGGCUUUGCUGGCAUCAAGCCGUGAAUGACAGAUUGAUUAACGUAGUACUUUUUUACCUGAAAAACAAAAAUUUCUUUUGAAACUAGGUGUACGACCAGAGCAAGCAGAAGUCCGCAGCGCCGGCUGUCUCUACGACGCUGCACGAAGGCGAUAUGGGUGUGUCAGGAUUGCUAUCGUCAAAGUUGAAAUAACUUGUAAUGCAUAAAAUCGAUACCAGUUGGACGCCCAAUUUUCAAGCAGUGCGUGACAAAUUUUCCGAGCGCCGGAAUCCGAUUCGUCAUGCUGUUUGGGCACAGACGACUGCUUUUGUCAUGCUACUUUAGCAGCUCUAUACCAAACCCGAAACAGGCUCACAAUCGGCCUCAUUUGCAAUCCCUGCAAGAGAGGCACUCCAUGCCUUGCAAUUUCUGCAUGAGAAAUUAUUUCAACUUUGAGGAUUUCAAUCCUGACGCUUCCAUAGGCGAGCAGAUGUUUACCGAGGAAGAGUUUUUCCUCCCCUCCAAAGAUUCUUCCCCUGCUGCGGGGGUGGUGCAAAUGCACACCGAACUACCCGUGCUGAAAUCCGGGUCGUUGGCUGUGGAAAAUCAACAAGUAGAACACCAGCAGAACAUUGUAGUGCAAAGUACUGCAGCCACUACUACCGCAACUUCCGGAGCACUAGGCCAGCAUCAACAACAACAGCCUGUUCAUCAUCUUGCAGGAGCUCCGGCAAACUACACGACAACGGACAACCUGAAACGCACGGAAUUUAUUUCCGACCCGGAAAAUAGCAGUACGAAUAUUAACAACCGUGGUGCUGUUUUCAAGCGAAACACCAACACCGGGGAGCAGCAGGACCGAGAGCAGAGUGCCAACCUUGGAUCUACUACGAUCUCGCGGGAGGUUAAGAUGGAACCUCGGGAGCUGUUUAUUACAAUGAAAAGUGCCCCCCACCCCCAAAGUUGCAAAAAUUUGUGAUGCGAAGUUUCCAAAUGAAAACUUUUUGUCAUGCAUGAAAGGAGUAUGAAUCUUUCUGAUGCAGAUUCUAGUCGUGGGUGUUUCGCAUCGCUUGCAUGACAAGCGCCGCUCUUGCUGGGAUCUUUUGCAUUGCAAAUUUUUGCUAUUCACGAUCGGAAAUCUGUGAUGCUGAUACAUGCAAGAGGGCGAAUGUUUCAUUUGGAAAGAUUUGCAAUACAAAUGCUUUCAAGUUCGGGGAGGGGGGUAUUUUUCAUCGUAAUACUGUUUCGCACGCCAAUUACGACGACCGGACGGGGUAUCAAAUGCAAAAAUGUCUGGGUCUGGAAGAAUGCAACUUGUCAUGGUAAAUCUGAAGCAUGCAAAAAUCUGUGUUGCCUGAGUGCCAAAAGCUGUCCACUUUUGACGAAGUUGGGAGGGAGUUUCUCAUGGAGGAUAGGCAUGAGAGAGAUCGCACAGAAUCUGUCAUGGUAGGUCCUGCAUUCCAGACCUCAUGGGUCCUGGAAAAGCUGCAUGACAAAUCGCGCACUCUUCCAGACCCAGACAUACUUGCAUUUGAUACAACGGGGCUUUUUGGACGUCGGUGGGGAACAAGGUUUCGAGGCGGCGGAUGAAAUGAGGGAGGAGGUAGAAGUAGAAGUUUUGGGACUCAACAUUUGGAUACGAAAGCCGAGUGCUAGCGCGUGCUUCUCCUAUGUCGUAAAGAUUGGAUUAUAAAUAUUACUUAGCACACAACUUCUUCUUCCUCGUGCUCUGUUGUGCCAGCGUGAAAAAUUUCAAAUCGAAAUCAACAGGCCAAGCAACGCACCCAGGAAUCCAUUCGAUUAAGCGCGAACGCCUUUCUGAUGUCCUCUCCUUUGUUAUUGCAAGGAAAAAUCCCCCCUCCCCAUAUUGACGAGGUGCGUUUUCGAAAAUUUGUGUUACCCAUUUGUGACCACAAAUCGCAUCUGUGUUGCAAGAAGGCAACUCCACAGGCUCGGCCGCAUUGUGCAGGCGGAUUGUCAUGCUGCUGAGCCUACAGCGCGGACGUUUUACAUGCGAGCUGCCUAGGCAAAAGCCUUUCUCCCCAGGCUCGAUAGGGGCCUGCAGUCCUCUCUAGCAAGACGAAUCUGAUUUGUGUACGCAAAUCCAGCAUCAGAAACUUCGUUUUGAUAUGGGGAGGGGGGGUUUUUCCUUUUGAUAUUUGUCUUCCAACGCGCCGGAGUCGAUAUCCGACGGCAUUUCUGAUCUGCAGGAGCCCUCGGGCAAAGGCGAAAGGGGAGCGCUGCAGCACACGGAACAAAUGCUGCGAGGAACGAACAGCGGCUUAGUUACUACAACGUCGGAGAACGACGCGUCUCAGUCUUUUAUGGUAUGAAUUAGUGCUACAAGCAACUAGGAAACAACGAAAUCUGCAUGUAAACCAUGACGAUAAAAAUAGCUUAGCAACUAAUAUUUUCUACUCCCGAUAUGCAGGACUGAGAAACAUCAGAAAAUAUUACAGAGAAACUCAUACACGACAGGCCACGACCGCCAUCAAAGCAGUGAUUCACGAUGACUCCCCUUCCGAGCUGCCGGAAGGUGAACCCGAGCGGUAUCGACCCUCCAGGCUGCAGGCGACCAUCAGUGCGACCGGGGAUUGUGACAUCACGGAUAAAAAAUUUGUAUCCCAGACAAAAAAGCAGGCAGGGCGUAUGUGUAAUGCAAAAACAAAUACACAGAAAAAUCUGUCAUGGGCGUCCCCAUAGCGCGCUAUUUAGGGUAUGCAAUACAGAUUUUAUGUAUUUUUGCAUUAAAAAUGUGCCUUGCCGGCUUUUUUCUGUGUGAUAAUUUGCCACGCCGGAUCAUGUGGAUAUCAACAUGGUGGACGAUGAAGAUUUUUCUGACUAUAUCGAUGAAAAAGAUCAUCUCGAGAACAACAAACAUCAGCUGCAUUCCGGGGUGAGUACUACCGCCGGCGGGAAUAGCUCUUCUUGUGCGACUAUCAUUUCCACUUCGACAUCUACUGUGCAGCCACUGGCACAGCAGGUGGUGUCCUGCUCUCCCGCCCAGCAAAACCAAAAUCACCCCUUUGGAGAACAAAACCUCGACACGCCGAAGCCUACAAAGAGCUUCAACCAGCUAGGGAGCUGCGGCACCUACUAUCCUGCUACCCCGCCGACGGCCGCGCUGGGGGUGCACCCCGGGGAAUUGCACGAGGAGGAGGAUUCGAAUGGCAAUAACAGUAUGGAAUUGCACGCGAGCAUUGAGGAAGACGAAGAGCAGGUCGUGGGGCUGCACGACGAAGAUCACCUUCUGGCCAGUACCGAAGAAGCGCAGGAGGCUGCUGCGGGUGGUGUUUCUGCUACUUUCCUAGGAGCGGUGAAGAACACCAAGGGAACUACGCCGGGAGCUGCACAGGAGACCCCGGCCAAAAUUAAUAUGCCCUCGCGGAAUACAACCGAUGUUGCAGCCCCGGUCGGCACGCCCGGGAAUGAUCCGGUGCCGAAGGAGCACCACGUGCAACCCGAGGGGAUGAAGUGGGCGGAUUUGAAGGGGACUUGUGAUCUGGAAGAGGACGAACUGCACAAAGUAGCACAGGGCUCUUCGAGGACCUCCACAAGUUGUACUCCGCAAAUGAUGUUGAAGGGCGGUGAACACCAGACGGUACCCCUUGCAGCUGGUGGAAAUAAUUUGGAAAAGGCGCCAGCAAAUAAUCUUGGUGUUACUGUUGUGAAAACCUCUACUACUUCGACCACGUCUGCAGCUGCUGCUGCUGGUUCAUCCGCCCGGGACGUGGACCAAGUCACGCCGACUGCAGUCCACCAGCGGAUUAUUGCGGAACUGCAGGCCACGAAAACCAGUGCUGCUGAGGUUGACCGCGAGACAAUCACCGCGGGUGGAGGCGCGCCGCAGCUGUUACUGGACGGAAACGGUAACAUCGUGCUGCCGCGCACCUCGAAAACUAGAACGAGCAUGCUUUACAAUUCGCUGGAAAACCGGCCAAGUGUGAUUUCCGACCGGCCCCCGGCGUCCGAGGCCGCAUUCGAGACGGAAGAUCUUCAAGGGCCUCAGCAGAAAGGUUGUGGCGAGAACUUAGCCAGCUGCGAGGAGAAGAAGUCUUUGCAGGCAAAGAACAUUAAACUGAUCCCGCCCUCUACGAGUUCUUUGGACGUUCUUGCUAGCUCUACAACAGCGACUGCUACCUCGAUGAAAGCCCCGGCUGGGGCCUCUGUGGAGGAUAGUACUUUCAACAUUCCAGAAGAGGAAGAUGAUGAUGAUUACCUCGGCCCAAAUGAUAACGAAAACAUGGUCGGUGACGAGGAGGUGUGCGCGACGCCGACACCCAGACACGACGACACGGAGGAUUCUCCUUUCCGCUCGCGCCAGCGGUCGCACAGCACCCCAGUUCUGGAGAAGGAGCAAAAAGCUGCGAAAACGAACAAGAAGGAUAAUACUUCUAUGCAGAAGAAAGACGGUAAAGGUAAUAAUGGUACUGCAACACCCGCUUCGGCCCGCCGCAAGGAUCAGUCGAAGACUCCGAAAAAUAGUAGCAGGAAUGUCAAGCGAAAAAACGCUCCACCCACGCCCCCAGCGCCCCCGGGCGGAAUUUUCCCUGGGCCUGCAGUUCUUGAUAAUAGGAAAACAGGAGCGUCGGCACAGCAACAGUUGCCGGCGAGUAGUUCGAAAGGCACGACGAGAAACAACAAAGACGAAAACGACAACUCACUGGUGCCGAAAACCACGCCGAAAAACUCAGAUGUUGAGGAGGAAGACAUCACUCCGAUGAAUAAUGACCGGUUUCUACCUCCUGGCGAUAAGAACGACAAAAAAUUGUACCGGGGCAAGAAAAAUACCCUUCGCGAGGAUGAGGACGGUGCUGACGUAGAUCACGAAGAUGAAGCUCACGAGAUGAACGAAGAUGCCGGCCGUUCGGGCUCGAAGUCCAAUCGAUCGCGGUCAACGCCGGUUGCAGGGUCGCGCUCGAAGGGCAAAGACAACAAACAAGAAUUCAAUGUGGAGGUCUCCGAUUUGCCUGCUCGCCUGGAGGAGUCGAUGAUGGAAGAACUUUUGCAACCGCUGGCGGACGUGUGCCAACCCGAGGAUUUUGAGAUGCUGAUGCCGGAGGUGCUGCAGGCCGGCGCCCCGACGGUAAUCUUCAAGUGCCGGGACAAGAAGACGCAGCAAGCCAUUUUUGGCCGGUACAAUUCCCUGCCGCGUCGGCUGACCAGGUUGUGCAAGGUGAUGCCCAUGUCGGGGGAAAGGUACCAUUUGAUGCUGCGGGACCACGAGAAGUCGCGGCAGGCCAUGGAACUCACGAAACAGUUGAAGCCGAGCAUGGUGCAGGGCACGUUCGCGUCGCAAGACGGAAUCACCGUCUUUAUGGAGUCGACGAUAUCCUGUGCAAAAACGUCCCCUCUCCAGGGUUGUCAUGCAAAUGUGCAAUGGUAGGAACAUUUGCAAUGUGCAGCUCCAUGAGAGGCAUUUCCAAUCGCGUUUUGGAAUUUGUAAUGCUAAAAAGAGGAUCAGAGCAUCGAUUUCUCAUGCGGCUUCCCUUGCCAACCAGCACUACACUGCAGAGGGGGACUUCUCAUGCACAGCUCCCAAAAGUUGGAGAUUUGUAGUGCUAGAUUCCCAACUUGACUUUGGGGUGGGGACGUUUUUGCAAAGGAUAGACGAAGGGCCAGUCGGAGUUUUGCUUCGUCCGGUGGAAAAUCAACAACGUCGUGGAACCGAACCCCCACUGCCCCAACGGGGAAAUCGUUUUCAAAAAACACCAUCAGUACGCCGUCGCCAUGAGUAUGAAAUGACAAGUACUUGCUGGGAUAGGAGCGUUCGCUUUUUCAUUAUCGUUUAAAGCAGGUAUAGAAAUUUUAGUGUAGCAGGUUUAGUUCUUGUUCAACAUUCCAAGACAGUAAAAGAACUUUAUGAUGUGCAUGUUGUUCCAUGUGAAUAUUAUGCAGGACGACAAAAUCUGCUUGACAAAGUCUGUUAAGUAAACCGGUUCCAGCCUUACGCAUUCCAUAAUCCGCUCCAAAAGACAAGGCACCUACGCCAAUGCCGCCACACUGGGUAUCUACAGUACUGAACUUUUUUUGUUUGCUUUUAUUUUGCGUCUUUCAUUUUUAUGUUGGCUGCAUCUUCCCGAUGACUGCAUGAUGAUCUACUUGCUGAAAGUAAAGUCUAUCUCUCGUCGUCUCCAUUGUAGUAAAAGAAAUUUGUUCCAAAUGAUAAACCCACACUAACUACAAAACAGACGGCCCGGUUUUGUACAACAAGUAUGGGAAUCGUGUGCAGCAACCCCGCAUGCUUCCCUACGGCGUCAACCGCACCUUCGGCGGCGGCGGUUUUGGCUACAACGACGGCCCUGGGGGUACUAAUCCGAUGAUGCAGAUGAACAUGAUGGGUAUGAAUCCGAUGGGAGGUGGUAUGCCCGGCGGCCCCAUGGGCGGCAAUGGUCCUCACGGUCGCAAUCACAUGGGAGGUGGUGGUGGGAACAACAAUAUGAUGCCGCCUCAUAUGGGCGGAGGUAACGGCAUGAACAUGAUGGGAGGUGGACCCAACAACAACAAUCGCGGUGGUAAUGGCAUGAUGGGAGGCAAUAACGGCGGGAUGUACAACAACCACGGGAAUAACAACAAUUUCCCCCGCGGCAUGAACAACCACGGGGGGAACAACGGCAAUCACAUGAUGGGCGGAGGAAAUAAUAGCCACGGGGGCGCCAAUAACAACAUGGGAGGCGGCGGCGGAAAUGGUAAUGGGCCACCCAAUGGACCCCGCAACAUGAUGCAGAUGAUGCAAGUGCAGCACCAGCAACGAAUGAUGGCCAACAUGAUGCACAAUUCGGGGCCUGGGGGCAAUAUGAACAACAUGAUGAUGAACAACUUUCCCGGUAUGAACAACAUGAUGAACAACAUCUCGUUUGACGAAAUGCAGAUGAUGAUGCAAUUCAAUGGCGGCAACAACUUUCCUCCCAACAUGAUGAUGAACAACCGAGGUGGAGGACCGCGCAACGGUGGAUCCAACAUUAUUACAAUGAAAAAUGCCCCCUCCCCAUAUCAAAACAGAAAUCUGUGAUGCAGAUUUGUGGUCACAAAUCAGCUUUGUGAUGCUAGAAGGCAAAAUAAGAUGCGGACUGUAGUGCUGUCGAGCGUGGGAAAGCCUUGCAGCUCCAGGAUGACAGGAGGCAACUGGAAGUGGGAAACAGCAUGACAGAUUGCCUGCAAUUUAGGCCGCAGCUUCGUCUCUUGGCAUUCUAGCAAUACAAUUCGAUUUGUGUCCUCAAAUACAGCAUCACAAAUUCGCGCAUCUUCCGUUUCCGAAAUGGGGUGGGGGGAUUUUUCCCUUUGAUACACAUGGGAGGUGGCGGCGGUGGCAAUCCCUUUGGUGGUCACAACAACAUGGGAGGCGGUGGUGGUCCAGGUGGGUGCAUGGACCCUCGACUUUUCGGCAUGGGCGGCCCAGGGGGUCCUAUGGGCGGCGGAGGAGGUAACAUGAUGAACAACAUGAUGGGAGGUGGUGGACCAAAUUCUGGCAUGAUGGGCGGCGGCGGUCCGGGCAGCGGGCCGUGCAACAUGGGCGGAAAUAAUAACGGGCUGAAUGAUGGCACUAACAUGUUUCGGCAGAGCAUGCGCCAGAGCAUGAUGAAUCACUACAUGAACAAUCAGCAAGGGGCGGGCUGCAACCGCGGUGGAUCCUCCUCUCGUGGCGGGGCAGGUUACAACAAUAACUACGGGAUGAACAAUCGCGGUGGAAAUGGAAACACGAACAAUAAUAAUUCCUCCAAUAAUUUCAACGACAACGGCGACAACAGCAACGUGGGCCGAAACGACAUAUCCUGAGGAAAAACGUCCCCACGAGGACCCCACAGUCAUCAAGAUGGGGGCGUUGCUACACAAAUCCACAAGGUCUGGGCGGUUCGCAUGACACAGUUCGGCUCGCAGUCUAAUCGUGUUUAGCCUGUCGCGCAGCCGCAUGCGGGUCAAAAAUCGAUAACUUUAUCCUGAUUCAGCAUGACAAACUACUUACCACUUAGCAUUGAAUGAAAAUUUCUCCUGAUGGGGCUGCGCAUGAGAAACGUCUUUAGGUUUGUAUGAUUGGCAUGACAAGUAUGGGAACAAGAAGAUAGGGACGUUUUUAUUUGGGAUACGACAAUAACAAGCGCAACGCCAGUACUCCCCCGCCGAACCGGCGUGACAGCUGUGGACCGCAAGGGCAACAAGACCAGAAUACUAACCGAAACAGCAGUUCCAUGAGCGGGACGGCGACGACAACUGGGGAAAACUGCAACGCAAACUCUGGCCCAACGAUCUACGACCAGAAUGGCAACCUGGUUCGCUACAACCGGAACAGCGGCACAGGUGGCUACAACAACCGUGGUAACGGAGGUUCUGGGAUGAACAAUAUCAACUCGAUGAACAACAGAGGUGCUGGCUACAACAAUAACAAUUUCGGGAACAGCAAGUCUCGCUCGAAUAUGAAAUGCAAAUAUGAUGUCUGGGUCUGGAAGGUCGAACCUGUAUUGCAUGUUUCGCAUUCCUAAAAAAUCUGUAUUGCAUAAGCAGCAAAGAAAGCCGCGCCACACUUUCGUCAUUCAAAAGCGCAGUUUGUAAUGCGUUCUGCGCAUGAGAAAGCGUUUCAAACAUUUGUCAUGCUGCGCGGCACUUACAGGCACAGUCAAUCAUGACCAUUCAGCAUUACAAGUUUCCAGACCCAGACAUAUUUGCAUUUGAUAUCGAAUUCUAUGUCGUGUGGCCCGAUCAACAAACCGCCGCCGCCGAUUGGGGCUGGCGGAAGCAUAUCAUUUGCAAAAAUGUCUGGGUCUGGAAGGAUGCGAACCUGUGAUGCGCAUUUCAGAACAGAGAAAAAUAUCUCAUGCAUAGGUAGCAAAAUCUGCCCACUUUCUGUCACCAAAAUGGAGGAUUUGUCAUGCUGAUUCGGCAUUGCGGAAGCUUCUCGAAACCUGUGAUGCUAGAGCUGCCAGGCCAGACUUUCUAUGUCAUGCAAAAACAGCAUGACUCUUCCAGACCCAGACACUUUUGCAUUUGAUAAAGCAACAGUGGCAGUGGCUGCGAACAAAGCAUGAACAGCAGUGCGCAGAUGUUGAACAACAUGGGCGCUGGUGGUGAUAAUUCUCGAGUCGUUCUUCCCUCUUCGCAUCAAAAUCAAAACCAGAUCAACACAACGAACAAACAGAGCCAGCACCCGGGUGGAUCUACUUCAGGAGCUGCGGGAGUAGACAACGGGUCGUCCGCCCGCAGGGGCGGAGGUGGGCAACAUCACAAUACAGCGAGCAAAGAACAACAUAACAAAAUGGGACAAAACCAAUUAUCCGAUGGCCUCUCCUCCAUGAGCGAAAACAAUGAUGCCGACGAUUUUUUGAGUUGCGGUAGCGACGACCGGAUCACGCACACACUGCAGCCGCAGAACAGCGUUGGAGGGGGCAUGAAUAACAAUUCCGGUGGUGGCAACCACGGCUACAACUCGAUGAACUCUGGUUUUAACAACAACAAUAACCGUGGCCCGACUUCCAUGAUGAUGAAUGAUGGUCAACAGCAUCAGCUCCGUGGCAGUGCCUCGGUCGCCGGAAACAACAACGCCAGCGGCAAAGAAGUGCAGAUGAAUCGCGGAAGCAGCAACCCGAGGAACCAUGCGGCCAUGGGCGGUGGUGGUGGCGGCGGGCGGAACCGCGAGGGGAAGACGAGCAGCGAUUUUCAGUCGAAGAUGGCUUUGCCCAUCCCGGCCUCGUAUUGCAACGACCAGAUGCCCCGACAGGGCAGCGGAAACCACCCGAAUAUCAAUCGGGGUGGAGAACUGCAGAUGGGUGGUAACAUGAUGAACAGCGGUUCUCAGAUGGGAAUGGGUGCGGGGAAUCAUGGCGGAGGAAGCAAUAUGAUGUUGAACAACAGCAAUAUGGGCAAUAACAACAAUUCGUCUAAUAUGCACCACAGUAACUCCUUCCGCGAGCAGAGAGACCGAUACGGAAACAAUAACAUGAACACUGGAAGCAACAAUUUCAACAACGACAACCCACGAGGAACGAUGAUGAACAACAAUCGUGGUUCGGGUAACGGUAAUAACAUGAUGAACAACUCCUCGGGCGGCAACGGAAACAACAGUAACUACAGUUCGCGCGGCGGUGGAAAUAAUGCUUUAGCCGCGCAACAAGGUUGUGCUUCUCAACAACAGCAAUCCAACGCCCAAGAUCCCCACCGCUUCUUUUCCGCUCCGAACCCGCCGCUGGUGAACCGCGGCACCGCCCGCGGAGGAUCCUCGGCGGGAGAGUACAACCAGCCUCCGUUGCCGAACCCGGUGCGCGGAGGCGGUGGUGGGAACAACUACAGUGGGGGACCUGGAGGAGGUCACGGCCGCGGAGGAGGUAACGGUGGCUACAACGACAACUUCAAUAGUGGCGGUGGAAACAACUAUGGCAACAACGGCGCCCCGGUAGGUGGCAUGAUGGGCCCGGGCGGCAUGGGUACCAUGAACAACAUGGGUGGUGGACCUGGCGGUCCGAUGGGGACUAUGGGAGGCGGUGGGUUCGGUGGAAACGGCAACGGCGGUGGGUACGGUGGGGGUAACAACAUGGGAGGAGGUACUUAGUGUUGUUAGAUAAUCUUCACACAUGGUUUCGACGAUGAGAUUUCAAAACUUUUUUCUUUUGACAAAGUUCUCACUACGUACCUUGCGAGAAUGUUGAGAAGACGAAACUAGACCGACGUUUCUAUCACCCUAAAAAUGAUCUAUCAGGCAACAACUUUCCCCUCGUGAACCGUGGUUCGGGGAUGCAACGGCAAAUGUUUUCGCAAGGCGGGAACAGCAAUAGCUACGGUAGCGGCGGACAGGGUCGUGGCUCGCAAUUCGACGGAAUCAACCCCCCGCCGCAACCCCGGCCAGUGCACAUGGUAUAAAUAUAGUUUUGGUACGACAAGAUUAUGGCGGGAGCAAAACAAUAUUUUUGAAAACAAGAAAAUUUUGACCAAAGGGUAAAAAUGCAUAUUACGAUGGGAUUACCUAGUUACAUUUUUAUGAUAUGCAUAGCUAGGCACCAUGUUAAAGUAGCUAGCUAAGGAAGGUCCGGGGCCGGCGUUUCGACAUCGUCUUCCACGAGCUGCUGCUCCACGGCUGUGCAGGCACAGCCGUAACCGACCGGGCCGCCCUUCCUCCGUGCUGAUGCCGCUCCACCGGACCUUCCUUAGCUAGCUAGCUUAAUCACAUAGUUAAUUGGCGCCUUUUAUAGAUGGUUUUCAAGUAUGCUAGAUGCAAAAUCCUAAAUACCCAUCGAUUAAAAUUUUAUUGUUUUCAAAAAUAUUGUUUUGCUCCCGCCAUAAAGAUCAAGGUCAAGAACAGCUCGGUGUCUUUGUCAUGCUAGUUUCUGCUUUGAGUAUUAACGUUUGUGAUGUGUAAAAUGCAAACAGAAAAACAAUUUCUCACUCAGGGUCCGAACACCGGGUCAAUGGGCUACUAUCAAAUGUAAAAAUGUCUGGGUCUGGAACGAUGCAACUUGUCCUGCUAAGACUGAAGCAUGCAAAAAUCUGUGUUGCAUGAUUACCAAAUGUCGUCCAGUUUUGACCAUGUCGGGAGGGAGUUUCUCAUGCGGGAUAGGCAUGAGAGAGAUCGCGCAGUGUCUGUCAUGCUAGGUCCUGCAUUCCAGACCUCUUGGGUCAUGGAAAAGCUGCAAGACAAAUCGCGCACUUUUCCAGACCCAGAUACUUUUGCAUUUGAUAGCUACAACCGGGGACCGAUUGACUACCGGCACGGGGGUAUCCUGAGUAAAAACGUCCCCACCCCAUAGUCAAGUUGUGAACUCUGCAAUACAAAUCUAGGAGUUUUGGAAGCCAUGCAUGACAAGUUCGUCUUUGUAGUGUAGUGCAGGCUAGGAAGGACAGUCGCAUGACAAACUCAUCUCCUCAUCCUGUUUACAGGAUUACAAAUGCCAAAACACGAUUGGAAAUGCCUCUGAUGUAGAUGCGCAUUACAAAUGUUCCUGUCAUUGCAAAUCUGCAUGACAACUCUGGGGUGGGGACGUUCUUGCUCAGGAUAGGGGGGCCAGCGUUUCCGUCGAUGAACUGA
Molecule: messenger RNA, 13784 nt
Organism: Amoebophrya sp. A120
Lineage: Eukaryota; Dinophyceae; Syndiniales; Amoebophryaceae
Source: the annotation of a GenBank genome assembly